Molecule: messenger RNA, 1692 nt
Organism: Podospora bellae-mahoneyi
Lineage: Eukaryota; Fungi; Ascomycota; Sordariomycetes; Sordariales; Podosporaceae
Exons: 1
Coding region: 1-1692 (563 amino acids)
Molecular function (GO): mRNA binding; protein binding
Source: RefSeq, a predicted model, not a curated record
AUGAAAGUCUCCAGACGAAUUGACGGGUCGAUAUGCGGCGCGAUCCUCUUUUUGCACCGCCCGUCGUCGUCAACGUCGUCGACCUGGCAAUGGCAGACCAAUAUCUUACCUGCGUGUUAUAACCAUGGCGGAGGGUCGGGGAGGGGUUUUCUGAAUCAUCACUACCGCUCGACAGCCCCGCUUCACUAUGCCUUGACCCUCCCGACCCUCCGCCGAUUCUCGACCAUCCGAUUCUGGAGCUCCUUCCGGCCGUCGUUGGCUUAUUUAGCAAAGAGCAACACCGCGAGAGCUACACCUCCAGCACCGGCCAACGACGAAAUAUCACCUUUGUGCUCCGAGCCAGACCCAGGGUCAGAAACAGUCCACCCUCCACCAGGCCACUCCAAAGAAGAGCUCCUCGCCCUCGUCGACCCCUACGAUGGGGAACCCAUCGCGCCCCUGAGCGAUUAUGUCGAGUUGCAUGCUGAUCCCUACAUGCGCGGUUAUGCCCAAGCCGACACCCCCAAGAUUUCCCUCGCCAAAACCAAAGAACAAGUCGAGUACCCUGCUCCCGACGAGGUUAUCCGCCCCCGGAAUCAACAAGAUGAACAAAUCCUCUUCGAGCUGCGCUUCGCCGUCAGAUACCACCUCAUCAAGCCCGAAAUGGGCGACCUAGACACCGUUUACUCCCUGUACCAGCGCCUCCCCGAACCGAAAAUCCUGCAUCUCGACGCCAACUUUCGACAUCAACUAUUGAAAGCCCUCGGUCAACCUCCCAAGCUGAAUGCCAGAUCCAUGAUGCGCUACUUUACUGUGAUUGGCGAUGUCAAAAACAGCGGGAUUGCCCUGACGAGAAGUGAGUGGAACAGGGUCAUUCACUUUGGCAGCAAAUACGUCGGCAGAAUCACAGAGGUGGAAAACGAGCAGGCGUUGAAGAUGUGGAGGGAGAUGGAGAUUGACGCCGGGAUCAAGGGGAACGAUGUCACGUUCAACAUUCUGUUCACUGUCGCCUGCAAAGCGGGCAAUUUUGUGCUGGCCGAGAUGAUUUACAAGGAGAUGGAGCAGAGAGGGCAUGUGUACAAUCGGUAUCACUACGUCAGCCUGAUUUACUACUUUAGUCUCAAGUACGAGACUGGGGGGAUGAGGGCGGCGUACCGGGAGAUGGUGGAGCGGGGGGAGAUUGUCGACACGGUGGUGCUGAACGCCAUGAUGUCGGGAUUGCUGAGGGCGAGGGAGGAGACGGCGGCGGAUAGGAUAUAUGAGAGGAUGAAGGCUGCGAAUUCUGACUUGGGGGAGGUGCCGAUCAAGGGGGGGAUGACGGAGAGGGCGAUCACGCAGGCGUUGAUGAUGAUGGGGAAGUUGGGGAGGAGGUUCCCCGAGCAGAGGGAGAGGUUUCAGAGCAUGGCGUUGACGACGCCGGACCUGCAGACUUAUAGGAUAUUGGUGAAUUACUAUGGGAAGCAGGGGGAUUUGGGGAGGGUGGCGAGGUAUGUGGAUGAGAUGAAGUAUUUUCAGAUUCCGCUGCACGGGGCGAUUUUUUUGGGGCUGUUCAAGGGCUUUGCGAGGCACGGGAGGUUGCACAGGAGUGCGUGGUCGGAGAGGCAUUUGGAGGAGAUUUUCAAGGCGCUGCUGAGGGCUGUGGGGGAGAGGGGGGGAGGUGACGGGGGUGCAUUUGCAGACUUGGUUGGUGGUUUGGGUUUUGAGGGCGUUUGA